Messenger RNA from Malassezia japonica, 1563 nucleotides. RefSeq lists its product as uncharacterized. Gene Ontology annotation, cellular component: transcription factor TFIIIC complex. Gene Ontology annotation, biological process: transcription by RNA polymerase III. The record is from RefSeq and is a predicted model, not a curated record. The transcript has 5 exons. The coding region runs from base 1 to 1563 and encodes 520 amino acids. NCBI's taxonomy places the organism in Eukaryota, Fungi, Basidiomycota, Malasseziomycetes, Malasseziales, Malasseziaceae. Gene Ontology annotation, molecular function: protein binding.
AUGCCCCGCGUAAAGCGCGAAGGGAGCGAAGAGGCGCGUGCGCCGAAGCGCGUACGGGGCAAGAACCGGACGGGCGGCGAUGUCGCGUCGCUGCUGAAGCUGCAUGGCAUCCAGGCGCGUGCGGUGGUGAAUGUCGCGUGGCCGGAGGCCGGGCGUGCGUCGCUCGUCGAGACCGACGUCGGGCCCGAGGCCGCGUUUCUGGCACGGACACCGACGCGCGACAAGCUCGUCGACGUGGCGUGGCGCCCUCCGGUGCACUGGAACGCAUGGCAGGAGACGCCGGAGCCGGUGCGGCGGCGCAUGGAGCUGCGCAAUGCGGCGCCGAUCCCGUUAUCGGUCGGGAGCGAGGCGGUGCACCUGGCGCCGUACGAGGCCGUGUCGCUGCCGGACCCCAAGAGCGACCGAAAAGUGCACUUGCUUGAUACCGGCGGGCAUAUCUACGACAUGGCGUGGGCGCCGCAGGCCGACGCAGACAACGCCGAAUGGCUCGCCAUUGCGCGUGCGCCGGACCGCACGACGCGCUCCCUGGUCGACGCGCCGCUGCUGGGCGGCGACAUCCAGAUCUGGAAGUUUCCGCUGCACCAGUCGACGCCGACGCUGCAUGUCGUGCUCGAGAGCGAGGGCGGCACGCCGCUGCGCCUCGCUUGGCAGCCCGAACAGACCGGGGGCCUCGGCGUGCUUGCCGCGACGUACGCGGACGGGAGCGUGCGCAUUAUGCGCGUGCCCGACGAGGAAGCACCGACGGGCAUCGCUGCGGACGACGUCCGUGUCCUGCGCCUUGCCUCGGCGUGCUUCAGCCUCGACUGGCAAGGCGACCGCCUCGCUACCGGCUGUGUGAACGGCGACGUGGCCGUGUGGGACGUCGCGAGCGACCUCCCCCUCGUGCACGCGCCAGUGCACGACACGCUCGUGAGCGCUGUGCGGUGGCAAGCGCUUCCUCCCGUGACGACGGACGGGAUCCCCGACGCUGCGCAGCAGCCGACGACGCUCCUCACGCUCGGGUGGGACGGCACGGAGCUCAUCUCUGAUGUACACUCGAUGUACACGCCUGUGCGCCUCGCACACACCCGGGAACCACGGUAUGCUGCUGCCUGGGCGCCGUACGGCGGCCUGUUUGCCGUGGACCUCGGUGACAACCACUUUGGAAGCGUGUCGCUGCGCACGCACGAUGUGGGCCAGCAUCAUGCGCUCGGCUUCCACCACGGGCGCAUCACGGCGCUCGCCGCGUCGUCCUGCCAUCCGUACGUCGCGAGCGGCGCGACAGACGGCUCGGUCAAGUUUACCAACGUGCUCGGCGCGGGCAAGCGCAAGACAGAGGACGGGAGCCGCGCCAUGCACAAGAGUUUCCGCCUCUCGUUCAAAGACGCGCGCUACAUCCUCGAGGAUACCUUUUACCCCGAAGGCGUCUGGCCGCAGACCGCGACCAAGACUGCGCCCCCGUUCUGGCACGAGUGGGACGCGUCGGUGGCGAUUACCGCGCUGGCGUACAGCCCCAAUCCCGCGCGCGCGCUGCUGCUCGCGAGCGGCACGGCGCUCGGCAUGGCCCGCAUCGAGUGGAUCUAA